Messenger RNA from Didymodactylos carnosus, 402 nucleotides. NCBI's taxonomy places the organism in Eukaryota, Metazoa, Rotifera, Eurotatoria, Philodinida, Philodinidae. The record is from the annotation of a GenBank genome assembly.
AUGGCAACUGCCUCAAAAGUUCAAUGUACAAAAUGUGCGAAAAAUAGCGCUAUAACCGCGUGUGAAGGUUGUUCAUCAAAACUGUGCAGACGGUGCUUCACUGAUUAUCGUCAAGAUUUGUCGAAAGAACUCGACAAUGUUGUUUACGAACAUGAUAUGCUCAAAGAGCAGCUCGAAACGCCAAAUGAAAAUAAUUCUCAUCGUCUGUUAAAACAAAUUGAUCAAUGGAAGAAAGACGCAAUCGAUAAAGUUAAUCAGCUUGCUGAUCAAUGUCGGACUGACGUUGUCAAAUUGCUAGAUAAAAAUAAGAACAAGCUUAUUGAUAGAUUUCGCAAAAUGACGAGUAGAGUUCGUAAAGGUCGAGAUGAUGAAGAUUAUGAUGAGCGAGACCUCAGCAAGUGA